This is a messenger RNA of Gymnodraco acuticeps, 1583 nucleotides long. Its product is annotated as nuclear factor 7, ovary-like. Gene Ontology annotation, molecular function: zinc ion binding; protein binding. Lineage: Eukaryota; Metazoa; Chordata; Actinopteri; Perciformes; Bathydraconidae. Bases 26 to 1405 code for a protein of 459 amino acids. The transcript has a single exon. The record is from RefSeq and is a predicted model, not a curated record.
CAUUUUCAGCAUUUUGCAACACACAAUGGCGUCCAUAUCAGAGGAGGAUCUCUCCUGUCCGGUCUGCAAUGACGUCUUUAAAGAUCCAGUUGUCCUGACAUGUAGCCACAGCUUCUGUAAAGCCUGUUUGAAGAACUGGUGGAAAGGAAAACAAACACACGAGUGUCCAGUUUGUAAGAGAAGAUCCUCAAGGAGUGAUCCUCCUCAUAACCUGGUGUUGAAGAACCUGUGUGAGAGUUUCUUAGUGAAGAGAGAUCAGAACGUUUCAGCCGGGUCUGAGACUUUCUGCCGUCUGCACUUUGAGAAACUCAGACUCUUCUGUCUGGACCAUCAGCAGCCAGUGUGUGUCGUCUGCAGAGAUUCAAAAGCACACACCAACCACAGAUUCAGACCCAUGGAUGAAGCUGCUCAGGAUCUCAGAGAGGAGCUCCAGAAAGCUCUGCAGCCCUUUCAGGAGAAGUUAAAGACUUUUGAAGAAGUUAAAGUGGAGUUUGAUCAAACAGCAGGACACAUGAAGGUCCAGGCUCAACGAACAGAGAUGCAGAUUAAGGAGCAGUUCAAGAAGCUUCACCAGUUUCUAGAAGAGGAAGAGGAGGCCAGGAUGGCUGCACUGAGGGAGGAAGAGGAGCAGAAGAGGAGGAUGAUGGAGGAGAAGAUGGAGGCUGUGAGCAGAGAGAUAGCAGCUCUUUCACACACAUUCAGAGCCACAGAGGAGGAGCUGAGAGCUGAAGACGUCUCCUUCCUGCACAGCUACAAGGCUGCAGUGGAGAGGCUGCAGCGCCCCCUGCUGGAGGAUCCACAGCUGCCCUCAGGAGCUCUGAUAGACCAGGCCAAACACCUGGGCAACCUCAGCUUUAUUAUCUGGGACAAGCUAAUGGAUUUGGUCACCUACACUCCUGUGAUUUUGGACCCAAACACUGCUGUUCCAUUACUCAUCCUGUCUGAAGAUCUGACCAGUGUGAGACGAGGAGAGAGACAGAAACUUCCUGAUAAUCCAGAGAGGUUUCAUAAAUACUACUACUCAGUCCUGGGCUCUGAGGGCUUUAACUCAGGGACUCACAGCUGGGAUGUUGAAGUUGGAGGCAGUGCAGGCUGGUUUCUUGGUGUAGCCUCAGAGUCCAUCAAAAGGAAAGGGAAAGCAGAGUCUGGAUUAUGGAGAAUAGGAUUCUCUAAUGGAAAAUACAAAAUAUUCUCCCCAUCAACAGCACCAAGUAAUCUCUCAGUGCCAACGAAGCUCCAGAGGGUCAGAGUGCAUCUAGACUGGAACAGAGGAGAGUUGUCAUUCUCUGAUAUUAAUAACAACGCACACAUACUCACCUUCACACAAACUUUCACUGAGAAGCUGUUUCCAUACUUUAGCAAUAAGGAUAAAAUCCCUAUACAGAUUCGACCAGAAGUGGAUUAGGACAAGGCUGAUGGUUGUUAUCACAAAUAUGAGAGACUAAAGAUAGAUAGAUGGAUACUUUAUUCAGCCCAAAUUGGGAUAUUAUAUAUAAUUUCCCAUAUUGUAUAUGACUCCAAAUGUCCAUCUACAUACACAUCUAAUACUUUAUGCAGAUGGUAGAACUGACACAGAUCUUUUU